UCAUGUAAGAUGGCGACCUCCAUACGGAACCGUGUGUAAAUCGUACUUUUUCCUUAUUUCAGUCAUGACAGCUUUCCAGAUUAACAAACAAAAACGUGCAUUACUAUAGCACACGUCCAGAGUUCGUGAAUGAGGCUGAAAGGUCUUUUCUCGUUAGUAAAACCACAUUUACCAUUGACUUUUGGCUUUACGACUAAAAAUAGCGAUUUAAUUUUUACAAAAUUGUACACCGUGUGCAGAACGGGUGUUCAAGGAACAUACAGUGCUAGAGGAUUUACAGAGGAGUUGAUUAAGCAAGACAUGGAUGCAAGGGACAUAGAUUCCACUUCCAGGCGAAAUGAUCACCGACAUCAUCAUGGUCGAGAUAAGAAUAAAAAGUAUAAAUUCCAAGACCCGAAUCACUCCCUUGAAGAAUACAAAGCAACCUUGUCGAAAAGAGGGCUGAAGAAGUUUGAAAGAAUGGAGAAAUGGAAGAACCGUGACAAGAAGCCUAAGUCUAAAAAGCUGAAUGCCCCUGAGCCAGGAUUUGCUGCUGAUCUGUAUGAAGAAACUGAAUACUACUACGAGAAUGGUUUGAGGAAGGUGUACCCCUACUACUAUCGUUCACCUCGUUAUGUGAAACAGCGCUGGCUGGGUAGGACCAUCCUGGAUGUCAUCAAGUCAGAGUUCAAGGCAUAUUCAGAGGAGGAUUACAUCAAUGCAAUCAGCAGUGGCAACCUGACUGUCAAUGGUAAAAGGGUGCAAGGGGAUUACAUUCUGCGAGACAGUGAACUAAUAGCACACAAGGUCCACAGACAUGAGAACCCUGUUGUGGGCUGUGCCAUUGAGGUAAUUGCAGAAAAUGACGACUUGAUCGUCAUCAACAAGCCAUCCUCCAUUCCAUGCCAUCCCUGUGGCAAGUACAGACACAACUCCGUUGUUUUCAUCCUGGGCCAACAGCUGGGCUGCUCUAAUCUGAGGAACAUCUACCGACUGGACAGACUGACGUCUGGGGUGCUCAUUAUGGGGAAGACAUCCCAGAAAACAAAGGUGUUGGAGGACCAGGUGUUGAAGAGAGAAGUCCAGAAGGAAUAUGUCUGUCGAGUGGUUGGCAAGUUUCCUGAUGGGAAGAUCGAGUGCCGCGAGCCUAUUGGUGUCAUCUCCCAAAAGCUAGGGCUGUUCCGAGUGAGACCUGAUGGGAAGCUGUGCCACACAACGUUUGAGAGGCUCAGUUAUAACGGCACAUCCAGUGUGGUUAGAUGUGUGCCUCACACUGGGCGGACCCAUCAGAUCCGGGUACAUCUACAGUUCGAAGGGCAUCCUAUCACAAAUGACCCGUUCUACAACAGUGAGGCCUGGGGUCCUAACAAGAACAAGGGAGGGGUGAUGGAGCGGACAGAUCAGGAGGUAUCUGAUAGAAUGCUGGAGCUUCACAACAUAGGCCACUGGACCGAUGGUGCAAACCCUCUCUACGAAGAGAGACUGAAGGAAAUAGCUGAUGCCGCCAAGCUGGAAGGGGAGACUGUGGAUUGUAUUGAUACCAGCAAGUCAGGCGCUGAAGGGGCAGGCUGUAGUGGUGUUGAUGAGAGACAGGCUGUUGGUGAACAGGGUGAGGAACCGCCGGUCAAGAGACCAAGAACUGAUGAGUCCCCCUGUCCUUACAUACCACCCUUUGACAGGAAGAAGUGGAUCCCAGAUCCAAGUUGUUCCAGUUGUCGGCUGAAGUAUGUUGACCCGAGGAAAGAGGAGCUAGUCAUGUACCUGCACGCUCUCAAGUAUGCUGGCCCUGACUGGGAAUACAGCACACCAUUACCAGACUGGGCCAAGGAAGACUGGCAGGACCACUGAUUCCAUCUGUGUUAGGCUCAUGGUCUGGAUGUGGUUUUGGUGUCUACUUGUGUCUGUUGUCAGAUGGACGUGGUAUGUGUGCAUCAAUUUGUGUCUGAUCUCAGAUGGACGUUGUGUGUGUGUCUGUCUGUCUACUUGUGUCUGCUGGAUGUGGAAUGUGUGCAUCUGUUUGUGUCUGAUGUCAGAUGGAUGUUGUGUGUGUGUCUGUCUGCCUACUUGUGUCUGCUGGAUGUGGAAUGUGUGCAUCUGUUUGUGUCUGAUGCCAGAUAGAUCUGUUGUGUAAGAUUACAGAUACAUCAACUUAUGACAAGAAACGCAAUUAAAUUUUGAUUGUGAAUAAACAGUGCCAUUUAGAAAGUGGUCAAAUGUAACAUGUUAUAUUUGAGAUAACACUUUCUCAGUAAAGUACAUAUCUUAGUGCUUUUGUUGGGUUGUGGCCCAUCCGGGAUUCGAACCCACACCCUCAGCAUCAGCCGCCUAACGUGUUCAGCCACCGCGGCCUCCAGUUUACUAAGAAUGUGUAAUUCCAAAUAUAACGUGUUAAAUUUUGAUUAUGUGGGAUUUUUAUGGAAAUGAAAGAAAGACAGACCUCUGAUACAGAUGUAUAUAGAUCCCAAAAUUUGGACUGUUCUUAUUGCUGGGAUGGGGAGGGAGGGUUGGGGGAAUAGUGGGUAGGAUUGUUCUUAGUACCUGUAUCAUAUUUUAUUAAACAUUUUGCAUUACCCGC
Haliotis rubra (blacklip abalone) is the source of this 2554-nucleotide messenger RNA. RefSeq names its product RNA pseudouridine synthase 7-like. NCBI's taxonomy places the organism in Eukaryota, Metazoa, Mollusca, Gastropoda, Lepetellida, Haliotidae. Gene Ontology annotation, biological process: pseudouridine synthesis. Gene Ontology annotation, molecular function: pseudouridine synthase activity; RNA binding. The record is from RefSeq and is a predicted model, not a curated record.